Meira miltonrushii is the source of this 2613-nucleotide messenger RNA. RefSeq lists its product as uncharacterized. The transcript has a single exon. The coding region runs from base 278 to 2398 and encodes 706 amino acids. NCBI's taxonomy places the organism in Eukaryota, Fungi, Basidiomycota, Exobasidiomycetes, Exobasidiales, Brachybasidiaceae. The record is from RefSeq and is a predicted model, not a curated record.
AAGGGCGAGCGUUUCGAGAUUGCAGUUGCAACCCAAAGUACGACAUUGUCUCGAUCUCUAAAGGACGCUUUUGCCCAAAGGCUAUUUUUGUCCUAGCAAAGGCGUUUUUGACCGGUGAGACAACCAAACCACAUCAAGCAAAAUUUGUAAACGGAGAACGCCAAUCGAUCCAUUACCAAUCUUUUUUUCAUUCUUGGCGCCACUUUUUUGCUCAGCAUUGAUUAUCUACCUUUUGCUCUUGACCAUACAAACGGGAUACUUUUGUCAGUAGCCUGAAAUGAUGGUUGGCUCCUCCACUUCUUCACCUAUGCCAUCUUCAAGCAGAUCAAAAGUAGAAAGCGAUCAACAGAAUCCAGCCAACGGAAGUGCCACUGCUGCCGGCGGUGAACAGAGAUCGGACAACGGCAUUCAUUCAGAGACCAUGGGAGCCGAAUCAGAUGUAGAUGAGCUGGUUGAUUCUGAUACGGAGAAGACGGAUGUUGCACCAAAGACAAAAGGUACGAGAGGAAGAGCAAAGAAUGGAGCAAGCACAUCCAAAAAGUCAAGUCCAUCGACAUCACAUGCAGACACACAGAACGGUGCAUCUUCUAAAUCGCAGCCAGAUAAAGCAGAAGGUGGCGAAACAGUAGGAAAUGGAAAUCAUCGAAGAGUUCCAUCAAAAUCAAGUCCUGCGAAUACACCACCAAAAAGGCAAUCUCCCACAAUGGCCAAUCGUGAGCAAGUAGCUCAGUCGUCAGAUGCUCGAGCACCACAAUCUUCAUCUUCUUCACGAGAGAUGUCAGGAAGGACGGCUACCGGAGGACCUGUGCCAUAUUACUACAACACACCUGGCGCACAGAAUGCGCGAUCAGCCAAUAGUCCUAGGUCAGCCACAUUCAAAAAGACAUCACAGCCUACUACUGGAAGCAAGUUGCAAGCCGGUUCAAGCAAGAAUGAAGCUAGCUCUGAUGGAGAAGAUCUGACACCAUUGGAAGUGGAUAAAUUCUUGGAAUUGAUCGAGAAGCACAAUUUGGACACUUCCAGUGAAGAUGAUAUGGCUCGAUCGGUUACAGAACUGUAUCAAGAAUGGCUGGAAUGGUGUGCAAAAAGAAGUGUACAGACUACAAAGAGUAAACAGGCAUUGGUAGGCGAAUUUCAGCGAAUUCAUAGCGGCUAUUACGGAACACAACGUCAAAAGCGUGCAAUCACAAUCGUUCAAGGUUCCAGAACGCCUAUGUUUGGUGCAAGCUUUGAUCCGGUUGAAGGACGAAAUGCAAAUAGUUCCACAUAUGCUGCAAAUGAUGAAGCUAGCCGACAAAGAGGAGCUAAUAGAUCCGUUAAAUUGCGAGACGUUGCAGCCAGUAUCAGUAGGGCUCCCAAUCCUGCUAUUGGCAGCAACGUGAAAGGACGUUCUGCUUCUCCUUUACAGCCGGCAGGCUAUGAUGACCCUUAUGCGAGAAAUGGCAUGCCAGCAGCAGUAGUGGACAGCUUACAUCGUCAAAUACGUGAUGAGAUUUGGACUGAAAUUGGAUCAUCAUUAAGACAAGUGAUUCGAGAUGAAACGGCUGAUUUAAGAGCAGAAAUCGUGGAGCAAAACAAUCGAAUCAUCGAAUUGGAAAAACAUUCAGAUAGACUAGCAGAAUGGGUGCAACACCUAAAAUCUGUUCAAGAUGAAACGGAAAACGCUUUACGAGUGGGAAUGAUGCAUGGUCCGCCACAUCCUUCAGUUCCUCCAGGUGCAGUUGCUCAACCGCAUUUGCCACCUGGACCAGGAAGGGGACCGCCUCGUGAAGAGAUGAUGCGAGAUGGCAUGCAUGGUGGACCUCCAGGUGAAUAUCGACCUUAUCCUGAUCCAAGGAUGGGACCAAGCAAUGGUAUUGAUGGACCGCCCGCUGGACGUGGCUAUCCUCCUGGCUAUGGCCCUGCAAAUGGACCACCAAUUCUUUCGCCUGAGACGAGGGUUUAUCCUAUGCCACGUAGAUCACCAUCACCGGCAAAGAGUGCAACACAUCGUUCAGCUUCAAGAGCAGGUCAACAAAGAAUGCCACCACAUGAAGUGUAUGAUCGUUCUAUUGGACCAAGUCCAAGUCAUCCAGAUGUGAUUCCACAUGGGGGACCGCCACCUGCGCCUAAUCACUUAAAGCAUCCUGGCUAUCCGGAAUCGGCAAGAGUUGUUUCUGGUCCAGGUUCAGCAGGUGGUCCUGCACCGUACUAUGGCGAUGAACCUAUGCGUAAUGGACCUCCUCCGCCACCUGCUCAAGGAGGCUAUAUGAGUGAUCCAAGACCGCCGCCGCCACCACCAGGUUCACGCGGGUAUUAUCCUGGCCAUCCGAUGGAUGAACGAAUGCAUUAUACUUCACAUCCCAAUUCACCAAUGGCCGAUCCUCGAAUGGCCAAAAGAGCCAGGAAUGGUUAUUGAUUGAUGAAAAUCACAAUGAACAUAAAUACAUAUAUAGAAUAUUACCAUUUAAUCUUUUAUUCUUUUUUUCGCUAAUCUUGCUGUCAAAAUUUCUUUCUUCGUGAAUAGUAACACUCAUGCUUGUACUCAAUAAUAUCAUCACCCAGAAAUUGCUGUAACUACACUGGGGCGCGCGUGCGUCUGUCUUAGCCAUGCAAUUCAUACUAAUCAAAGGU